AUGUCUUCUCGGAUCGUUCUGUACGGCAGCGAUGGCGCUUGCUCCUUCAUCCCUCAUUCCCUCCUGAACGAGCUCAAUAUCCCAUACGAACUGAAAACGAUGGUGUGGAAGGAAGGCAAGAUACAAGCCGAGGAUGGGAGCCUCUCGUAUAAUGACUACAAGAAAAUCAAUCCAACGGGAUACGUACCUGCUCUGUCCGUUGGUAUCGCAACGAUCACGGAACUACCGGCUAUUGUCGCCUACAUCGCAAGACUGGCGCCUGAGCGCAAGCUCCUCGGAGGCGAUCCGUUGCAACGUGCGAGAGUUGAUGAGUGGAUGGCUUGGUUGAGUGGCACGCUUCAUGGGACUGGUUUUGCGGGACUCUGGCGUCCAUCCCGCUUCUCUGAGGAGGGGGCUGCUGCGGAUUCGAUCCGCAAGAAGGGCCACCAGGUCGUAGUGGGGUGCUUUGAGCAGAUUGAGCAAAGCAUCGGAAGCGAUCAUGCUGUUGGCGAUUCGCUGACCGUGGUUGACUUUGCCUUGUACCUCUUCUGGCGAUGGGGAGUGCUCAAGAUGGGAGCAGCUGAGGGCUAUAUGGAGUUGAGCUUUCCCAGGUAUACUCAGCUGGCGAGCAGGAUGGAGAGCGUGGUGAGCAUCAAGCAGACAAUGGAUGAAGAGAGGCUACCUCUGGCGUCGUCUGAGCCAGCGAUGUCUCCGAGUGCUGAUCCCGCCACCAACGGCAACGUCAAUGGCCAUACCAAUGGAGCAACGACAACGAACGGAACGACCUCGAACGACUACAAAAUCCCGCUAAACGAUCUGUAUGCAUUCACACCACGUAAACUGCGAGUCGUGACGAUUGGUGCUGGCUUUUCUGGUUUGCUUAUCGCCCACAAGUUCCAGCAUCGAUACCCUGAGAUGCAAGAGUAUGUUGACCAUACCAUCUACGAAGGCCACUCGGAGUUGGGAGGAACAUGGCUUGUGAACACUUACCCGGGAGUACAAUGUGACGUACCUUCGCACAUAUAUGCAUUUCCAUUUGAUCCCAACCCAGACUGGUCGAGGUUCUACGCAAGCGGAUCAGAGAUCCAAGAGUACAUUCUACGAACCACACGCAAAUGGAACCUGGACAGAGACGUCAAGCUGAAUCAUUGGGUGCGGGAGGCCAGAUGGUUAGACGACCGGGGCCAGUGGCGAUUGACGCUGGAGAACGACGGACGACGGUGGGAUGAGUAUACUGAUAUUCUACUUUCUGGUCAAGGAGUCCUCGUACACCACAAGUGGCCGACGAUCCCUGGGUUACAUGACUUCGAAGGCCAUACCACACACUCCGCCAACUGGACCCACGACUACGACUACAGCAACAAGCGAAUUGCUGUCAUCGGCAAUGGAUCAUCAGGCAUUCAAAUCGUCCCCCAAAUGCAGAAGCUUCCGGGCACAGAUGUGACGAACUUCAUCCGAGGACCAACAUGGGUCUACUACCGAGUACCGCCAUCGAAGCAUCUAGGCCGCGAGACAGAUGACCCCAAUCCCGAGUAUACGGAAGAGGAGAAGAAGCGCUGGCGGGAGGAUCCUGAGGAGCUCAAGCGGUACAGGAAGGGCAUGAUUCAUCGUACCAACAAGGCGUUCAAGAUGUUCGUCAAAGAUUCAGAAGGUGCCAAAGACGCCAUGGCUUUUGCGGCAGAGCAGAUGUCUGCUAAGCUCAAGCAUGACCCUGAACUUACCUCAAAGAUGAUCCCGAACUGGGAGGUCGGAUGCAGAAGGAUUACACCCGGUCCAGGAUAUCUUGAGUCGUUGACCCAGCCGAAUUGCCACCUUACCAACAGCAAGAUUACGCACAUAUCGAAGAAUGCGGUGCAUACGGAAGAUGGUAAAGCGCAUGAGGUCGAUGUUGUCGUCUGUGCCACCGGAUUCGACGUCUCGCACUGCCCGCAUUACCCUAUCAUCGGACGAAACGACGUUGAUCUAGCAGACAAGUGGCGAGACGAGCCAGAGUCCUACAUGUCUGUCGCUGCCUCAGACAUGCCGAACUACUUCCUAAUGAUGGGGCCCAACGCCGUCGUCGGCCAUGGCUCGUUGAUGGAAGCAUUGAACUGGACCGGCGACUACUUCUGCAAGUGGAUCAGGAAAAUUGCCACCGAAGACAUCAAGUCGGUCGUGCCUACUCAUAAGGCUGUCGACUCCUUCGUCCGGUACGGGGAUGAGAUCCACAAGACGUUGGUAUGGACGGGCAACUGUGUCUCGUGGUACAAGAAGGGUCGGAUAGAUGGACGAGUGACGGCGUUAUUUGGUGGAAGCGCAUUGCUGUACAAAAAGCUGAUCGAGGAGAUCCGAGCUGAGGACUUUGAUAUUGAGUAUCGCAGCAGUAACCCCUUCAGAUUCCUCGGGAACGGCUUCCUGGCGGAGGAGUAUGAUGAUGAGUCUGAUCUUUCUUGGUACAUAGAGAAGUAG
Messenger RNA from Saxophila tyrrhenica, 2427 nucleotides. RefSeq lists its product as uncharacterized. Gene Ontology annotation, molecular function: NADP binding; flavin adenine dinucleotide binding; N,N-dimethylaniline monooxygenase activity. The transcript has 8 exons. NCBI's taxonomy places the organism in Eukaryota, Fungi, Ascomycota, Dothideomycetes, Mycosphaerellales, Extremaceae. The record is from RefSeq and is a predicted model, not a curated record. The coding region runs from base 1 to 2427 and encodes 808 amino acids.